AGCUCUCGAGGCAACUCCAGCAAGCAUGACGGUCCCGUUCGGCCAUGGUCACCACCUGGACGAAUCGCCCACGUACAGCCACGGCACCGCGCCGACCACCCCACGGCUGUCCUGCCAUGGCUUUGCGGCUUCGCGCCAUCAUGUCGCUGCCCAAGUCGUCGAUAUGGCCGGGUACGACGAGCCCAGCGUCAAUGCGCAGACAGGCCAGACGAGCGCCGACUGUCAGCAACGCGAAGACAGCUACUCGCCCGAGGAUACGCCCACCAAGCGACAAAAGACCCGUCACUCCUCGCCAGGACCGCAGCAUGCCUGUAUGAUUGCCAGUCCGACAUCCGAGGCGCCAUAUGCGGGCCUCCCGCAGAGUCCAGCGCUGCUCGCCGCCCCCAGCGACGCGUCCGACGGCCACUUCGACAUGCUGCCUCCCCCAGACUCGGUGCAUCCCUCAUGGCAAGCUCUCCACGAAUACGCCCAGUCGCACGCGUCCGAGCAUGGCUACGCACUCAGCAUCAACACGACGGCCAAGAACCGCUCGCGCAUCAAGCUAGCCUGUGUCUGCUACGGCCAGCCCAAGAACACGCACAAGCUGACUGACGAGACGCGGGUCCGCAAGAACCGGGUCAGCUACAAGACGGGCUGCAAGAUGUGGGUCGAGGGCAAGAAGCUCGACGACGGCACGUGGCUGCUGCGCGUGGGCGAGCCGCAGCACAACCACCCGGGGCGCGAGAGUGCGGGGUGGGCCGUCCAGCGAAAGAGAACAUGGGGCCUCGUCGGGGGGCGCAUCGGCGUGGGAGGCGUCACGGCCAAGGAAGAGCUGGCCAAGAUGAACCUCUGCGAGACCAGGGAGACCCAGUCCGAUGGCGAUGCAGAAGCCGAGGCCGACGACUACACUGCCCAAGCUUCACAGCCAGAGCUCUCCCAGAAGCCCGCCACCCACAGUCUGGAGCGCGGCGGCCUCGUGUGGAGGAUCGUAGAGCAAGAAAUGUUGCGCAAGGGCGAGCCAAACCACGGGCGCGACCGCGGCGUAGGCAGAACCGUCGGCGUCCUCCAAGCCACGCUCCCCGGCAUCCACAUCCUCAAGCGCGACGUCUACAACAUCCGGGCGCAAAUCAAGCGAGCGCGAAAAGCAUCCGGCCAGCCUCUGGGUCACGGUUUCCAAAAACCAACUGACGAUAUUCAACCCCAGGAUGAAGUACCCAUGGCCAUGCAUACAGAUCCCCCACCCACAAACACAAACACAAACACAACCCCAGAACUCGACCGUCUCCGCCGCGAAAACUCGGAGCUCAAACGCCUUCUCGCGGAAAAAACAAAAGAGGCACGCGAUAAAGCGAGGGAAAUGGCGGGCUUGAAAAGUCAGGUUGAGCUCUUGAGUAAUAUGGUGUUGACGAGUGGGAGGGGCGUGGUGGCUGGGUAG
Exserohilum turcica Et28A is the source of this 1414-nucleotide messenger RNA. RefSeq lists its product as uncharacterized. Bases 26 to 1414 code for a protein of 462 amino acids. NCBI's taxonomy places the organism in Eukaryota, Fungi, Ascomycota, Dothideomycetes, Pleosporales, Pleosporaceae. The transcript has 2 exons. The record is from RefSeq and is a predicted model, not a curated record.